Messenger RNA from Fusarium venenatum, 456 nucleotides. RefSeq lists its product as uncharacterized. The record is from RefSeq and is a predicted model, not a curated record. Lineage: Eukaryota; Fungi; Ascomycota; Sordariomycetes; Hypocreales; Nectriaceae.
AUGUCACCAUUACUCGAAACACCUUCUACCAACCCUCACGCUACUCUCAUCACUUUGUUCAUGAACGUUGUGGAUGAGAACUUGACUCAAGAUGAACAAGUAGCCGAUGCAGCUGUGGAAAGCCCAUCUUCCAAGUGUCUUCUCCAAUUCCUCCCGCUGACACGUCCGCGAGUUGGUAAAUAUGAUCCCGAUGUUGUCAAGCUCGUACAUGCCCGCGACCAUGUUAGGGACUUUGAUUAUAUUUUUGACAGGAUUUCAUACACGUUUAUGUUCUCUGAAUUCCCUCGUUAUAUCGGGGUAGCGAUGAAGGAAAAGCAAACCAUUGUCGAGAAAUGGCCUUACCGCCUCAAACUCGAACCUGAGCAGAAAGGCUCAAAGGAGGCGUUUGACCUUUUAAUGAGAGGCGGUACAAGUGGAAAGGAGCUUUACCUCGAAUGGAGGCGGAGUUCAGACUAG